This is a messenger RNA of Pocillopora verrucosa, 3018 nucleotides long. The record is from RefSeq and is a predicted model, not a curated record. Lineage: Eukaryota; Metazoa; Cnidaria; Anthozoa; Scleractinia; Pocilloporidae.
AUGGCGGCUAAACUUGGAAAUUGCCGAAAAUUAGCCAUCCAGUACCAUCACCGUCGUUUAGAAAUUGCUAAAAAAGUAGGAGACAAGGCCGGAGAGGGAGGAAGUUAUUGCAAUCUCGGCAACGCUUAUCAAAGUCUAGGACAGUUAAAAACAGCCAUCCAGUACCAUCAACGUGAUCUAGAAAUUGCUAAAGAAGUGGGAGACAAGGCCGGAGAGGGAGGAAGUUAUUGCAAUCUCGGCAACGCUUAUCAAGGUCUAGGACUGUUCAAAACAGCCAUCCAGUACCAUCAACGUGAUCUAGAAAUUGCAAAAGAAGUGGGAGACAAGGCCGGAGAGGGAAGAAGUUAUGGCAAUCUCGGCAACGCUUAUCAAGGUCUAGGACAGUUCAAAACAGCCAUCCAGUACCAUCAACAUCAUCUAGAAAUUGCUAAAGAAGUGGAAGACAAGGCCGGAGAGGGAAGAAGUUAUGGCAAUCUCGGCGUUGCUUAUGAAAGUCUAGGACAGUUCAAAACAGCCAUCCAGUACCAUCAACGUCAUCUAGAAAUUGCAAAAGAAGUGGGAGACAAGGCCGGAGAGGGAAAAAGUUAUGGCAAUCUCGGCAACGCUUAUCAAGGUCUAGGACAGUUCAAAACAGCCAUCCAGUACCAUCAACGUGAUCUAGAAAUUGCUAAAGAAGUGGGAGACAAGGCCAGAGAGGGAGGAAGUUAUUGCGGUCUCGGCAACGCUUAUCAAGGUCUAGGACAGUUCAAAACAGCCAUCCAGUACCAUCAACGUGAUCUAGAAAUUGCUAAAGAAGUGGGAGACAAGGCCGGAGAGGGAGGAAGUUAUGGCAAUCUCGGCAACGCUUAUCAAGGUCUAGGACAGUUCACAACAGCCAUCCAGUACCAUCAACGUCAUCUAGAAAUUGCUAAAGAAGUGGGAGACAAGGCCGGAGAGGGAAGAAGUUAUGGCGGUCUCGGCAACGCUUAUCAAGGUCUAGGACAGUUCAAAACAGCCAUCCAGUACCAUCAACGUGAUCUAGAAAUUGCUAAAGAAGUGGGAGACAAGGCCGGAGAGGGAGGAAGUUAUUGCGGUCUCGGCAACGCUUAUCAAGGUCUAGGACAGUUCAAAACAGCCAUCCAGUACCAUCAACGUGAUCUAGAAAUUGCUAAAGAAGUGGGAGACAAGGCCGGAGAGGGAGGAAGCUAUUGCAAUCUCGGCAACGGUUAUCAAGGUCUAGGACAGUUCAAAACAGCCAUCCAGUACCAUCAACGUCAUCUAGAAAUUGCUAAAGAAGUGGGAGACAAGGCCGGAGAGGGAAGAAGUUAUGGCAAUCUCGGCAACGCUUAUGAAGGUCUAGCACAGUUCAAAACAGCCAUCCAGUACCAUCAACGUCAUCUAGAAAUUGCUAAAGAAGUGGGAGACAAGGCCGGAGAGGGAAGAAGUUAUGGCAAUCUCGGCAACGCUUAUGGCAGUCUAGGAGAGGUCAAAACAGCCAUCCAGUACCAUCAACGUCAUCUAGAAAUUGCUAAAGAAGUAGGAGAAAAGGGCAAAAGUUAUUGCAAUUUCGGUAACGCUUAUUACGGUCUAGGACACAGUUUUGAUUGUCAAGGAAAUCUUAUGAUGGCCUUUGACUGUUAUUACUCGAGUGUAGAACUGUAUGAUGAUAUCAGGGCCAGUCUUCAACUCAACGAUCAGUGGAAGAUUUGUUAUCGUAAUCAGCACCAAGUAGCCUACAAAGGUUUGUGGCGUAUAAAUCUCAAUCGAGGUCAAGUUGUGAAGGCUCUUCUUGCCACAGAGAAAGGACGUGCUCAAGCUCUGAGAGAUCUCAUGGUCACAAAAUAUCAGCCUGGCGAUUCUUUGACGCCCAGCGCAUUCCGCACUUCUCUGAGGUGGGUUCCAUUGAGCACAGUUUUCAUAGCUAUUAAUGGACCAUGUGUUUACUUCUGGGUUUGCCUCAGUGAAGAUAACAUCCAGAUGAGAGAAGUGCACGUGAACAAAUACAAGUACGAGGAUGAAUUGAAAUUUUUCAUCCAGCUACUGACCAAAACUGCUCUUAAGGAGAUCGGUACAAGAGGUACUGUUACCAUCGAAAAUCCUCCGCUUGACUCGCCGACAGAUGAUGAAGUGGCCAAUGACGUGAUCCGAGUUGAUGUGAGGCACUCCCAAUCCAGUGCUUUAAAGAAGCUGCAUGACAUCAUCGUUACUCCUAUUGCUGACCUGAUCGAAGGCAACGACGAGAUCACAUUCGUUCCUGAGGGGCCAUUUUGCCUUGUACCUUAUGCAGCGUUGCUGGACUCCAACUCAUCAUAUCUAAGUGAUUCUUUCAAAAUUCGUGUGCUUCCCUCUCUGACGACAUUGCAACUAAUUCAUGAUUGUCCAGCUGACUUUCACAUGAAGACUGGUGCAUUGCUUGUCGGCGACCCAUGUUUCAAACAUAUCAUCUAUGAGGGAGGACUUUUGGUGCAACUUCCAGGAGCAAGGAAAGAAGUGGAGAUGAUUGGACGUAUCCUCAAUGUCUCCCCUCUCACUGGAGAAAUGGCAACAAAAGAUGAAGUGUUAAAACGAAUAUCAUCAGUGGCCUUAGUUCACAUAGCAGCGCACGGUAAGAUGGAAACUGGAGAAGUUAUCCUGGCACCAAACACCACAAGAGAUAACCCUCAGCCGCAAGAGAAAGACUAUCUACUGACGAUGAAAGAUGUCAUAGAAGCUGGGUUGCGAGCACGUCUGGUUGUACUUAGCUGCUGUCACACUGCUCGUGGGGAGGUGAUGGCCGAGGGUGUGGUCGGCAUGGCCCGUGCACUUUUGGGUGCCGGUGCCAGAUCUGUUGUGGUAACCUUGUGGGCGAUUGGCGACGAGGGAACCCUGGAGUUCAUGAGUUUCUUCUACUAUGCACUUGCCAAAGGCAAGAAGGCAAGCGAAGCUCUCAAUCAGGCCAUGAAGCGUAUGAGAGAAAUUGAAAAGUUCAAGGAGGUGAUUUACUGGGCACCAUUUGUACUCAUUGGUGACGACGUCAGCCUGGAUUUCAAGGAAAUUUAG